AUGAAGGAGAGAAGAGCCAGCCAGAAAUUAUCCAGUAAAUCUAUCAUGGAUCCUAAUCAGAACGUGAAAUGCAAGAUAGUAGUGGUGGGAGAUAGUCAGUGUGGGAAAACCGCGCUGCUGCACGUCUUCGCCAAAGACUGCUUCCCCGAGAAUUACGUCCCUACAGUGUUUGAGAAUUACACGGCCAGUUUCGAAAUCGACACACAAAGAAUAGAAUUGAGCCUGUGGGACACUUCGGGUUCUCCUUACUAUGACAACGUCCGGCCCCUCUCCUACCCAGACUCAGACGCCGUGCUGAUUUGCUUUGACAUCAGUAGACCAGAGACUCUGGACAGUGUCCUGAAAAAGUGGAAAGGUGAAAUCCAGGAGUUUUGUCCCAACACCAAAAUGCUCUUGGUCGGCUGCAAAUCUGAUCUUCGGACAGAUGUCAGUACAUUAGUAGAGCUCUCAAACCACAGGCAGACACCAGUGUCCUACGACCAGGGGGCAAAUAUGGCCAAACAGAUCGGAGCAGCCACUUACAUCGAAUGCUCAGCUUUACAGUCAGAAAAUAGCGUCAGAGACAUUUUUCAUGUUGCCACCUUGGCAUGUGUAAAUAAGACAAAUAAAAACGUUAAGCGGAACAAAUCGCAGAGGGCAACAAAGCGGAUUUCACACAUGCCCAGCAGACCGGAACUCUCGGCAGUGGCUACGGACUUACGAAAGGACAAAGCCAAGAGUUGCACUGUGAUGUGA
Messenger RNA from Sus scrofa (pig), 735 nucleotides. It is a transcript of the gene RND3, whose product is annotated as Rho family GTPase 3. Gene Ontology annotation, biological process: small GTPase-mediated signal transduction. Lineage: Eukaryota; Metazoa; Chordata; Mammalia; Artiodactyla; Suidae. Gene Ontology annotation, molecular function: GTP binding; GTPase activity. The record is from RefSeq and is marked provisional.